UCAAGAAUGGAAGAUAGAAAGAUCAAGAAACAAAAGACCCAAGAUGAUUUGCCGGAUCAGUUUGAUGUCAGCCAUAGAUACAAGACCACUGCAGCAAUGGCGCUGCAUUUAGAAAAGGGCCCCAAUAACCCGUUCAAUCACAAACCGUUCAGUUCGAAGUACUUUGACAUUCUUAAAUUAAGAAAAGACUUACCGGUUCAUGCUCAAAGAGAUGAGUUUUUACAAAUCUUUCAUCUGACGCAAAUCAUGGUUUUCGUUGGGGAAACCGGUUCGGGUAAAACUACCCAAAUACCCCAGUUUGUAGCCUACGAUGAUUUAAGUCAUUUGAAUGGAACUCAAAUUGCAUGUACUCAACCAAGAAGAGUGGCGGCCAUGUCGGUGGCUAAAAGAGUGGCCGAUGAAAUGGACGUGGAGUUAGGAGAAGAAGUUGGUUAUCUGAUUCGUUUUGAAAAUAAAACUAGCGAUAAAACCUUUUUAAAGUAUAUGACCGAUGGGAUGUUAUUAAGAGAAGCAAUGGAUGAUCAUGAAAUGAAAAAUUAUAGUUGUAUUAUUUUGGAUGAAGCCCACGAAAGAACUUUGGCCACCGAUAUAUUAAUGGGGUUAUUGAAACAAAUCAGUUUAAAUAGACCAGAUUUAAAAAUCAUUAUCAUGUCAGCAACUUUAGAUGCAGAAAAAUUUCAAUCUUACUUUAAUAAUGCUCCUCUUUUAGCAGUUCCUGGUAGAACUCAUCCAGUUGAGAUUUAUUAUACUCCAGAAUUCCAACGUGAUUAUUUGGAUGCCACCAUUAGAACUGUCUUACAAAUUCAUGCUACUGAAGAUGAUGGGGAUAUCUUGGUUUUCUUAACCGGUGAAGAAGAAAUCGAAGAUGCUUGUAGAAAAAUAUCUUUAGAAGCAGAUGAAUUAAUUAGAGAACAAAAUUGUGGUCCUUUAAAAGUUUAUCCAUUAUAUGGUUCUUUACCACCACAUCAACAAACGAAAAUUUUUGAUCCGGCUCCUCAACCUUUAAAAAUUGGUGGUCGUCCGGGUCGUAAAGUUAUUGUGUCUACUAACAUUGCAGAAACUUCUCUUACCAUUGAUGGGAUUGUUUAUGUUGUUGAUCCAGGUUUUUCUAAACAAAAAGUUUAUAAUCCUCGUAUUAGAGUUGAAUCCCUUUUAGUAAGUCCAAUUUCAAAAGCCAGUGCUCAACAAAGAGCUGGUAGAGCUGGUCGUACUAGACCAGGGAAAUGUUUCAGAUUAUACACCGAAGAAGCAUUCCAAAAAGAAUUAAUUGAACAAUCCUAUCCAGAAAUUUUAAGAUCAAAUUUGGCAUCAACCGUUUUAGAAUUGAAAAAAUUAGGUAUUGAUGAUUUAGUUCAUUUUGAUUUUAUGGAUCCACCAGCUCCAGAAACAAUGAUGAGAGCUUUAGAGGAAUUAAAUUAUUUACAAUGUUUAUCAGACGAAGGUGAUUUAACUACUUUAGGUAGAACCGCAUCUCAAUUUCCUUUGGAUCCAAUGUUGGCUAUUUUAUUAAUAAAUUCUUUUAAAUAUAAUUGUUCAGAAGAAAUUUUAACAAUUGUUUCUUUACUUUCGGUUCCAAAUGUUUUCGUUCGUCCUGCAAGUGCAAGAAAAAGAGCUGAUGAAGCUAAAAUGAUUUUUGCUCAUCCCGAUGGUGAUCAUUUAACUUUAUUAAAUGUUUAUGAAGCUUUCCAAUCCGAUGAAGCUUUUAAUCUCGGUUUACAUCAAUGGUGUAGGGAUCAUUUUUUAAGUUACCGAUCUUUAACUUCUGCUAAAAGUGUUAGAUCUCAAUUACGUCGUAUAAUGGAACGUCAUGAUAUAGAAUUGAACUCAAUUGAUUUUAAUGACCCAAGCUAUUGGACUAACAUCCGUAAGGCUUUGGCUGCCGGGUUUUUCAUGCAAGUUGCUAAAAAGAAAUCUGGUAAUAAAGGUUAUUUAACAAUUAAAGAUAAUCAAGAAGUUUUAAUUCAUCCUUCUACAGUUUUAGCUUCGGAAAAUGAAUGGGUCAUUUAUAACGAAUUUGUCUUAACUUCUAAAAAUUACAUUAGAACAGUCACGAAUAUCAAACCAGAUUGGUUGGUGGAAGUUGCUCCUAAAUACUACAACUUGGACCAUUUCCAAAAAGGUGAUGUCAAAUUAUCCUUAGAAAGAGUCAUUGAUAGAGUGGAAACCAUGAAAAAAUUAGAGAAGAAAAAGGAUAAAAAACUGAAAAAAUCAAAAAAUUAAUCUUGUAGUCAUCACAACAUUGUCAAGAAGAACCAAGUCCCUGUUAACAUCAUCUCCUUCAUUUCUCC
Hyphopichia burtonii NRRL Y-1933 is the source of this 2288-nucleotide messenger RNA. RefSeq names its product DEAH-box ATP-dependent RNA helicase. Gene Ontology annotation, cellular component: spliceosomal complex; intracellular anatomical structure. The record is from RefSeq and is a predicted model, not a curated record. The coding region runs from base 7 to 2220 and encodes 737 amino acids. Gene Ontology annotation, molecular function: RNA binding; RNA helicase activity; ATP binding. The transcript has a single exon. NCBI's taxonomy places the organism in Eukaryota, Fungi, Ascomycota, Pichiomycetes, Serinales, Debaryomycetaceae.